Messenger RNA from Colletotrichum godetiae, 294 nucleotides. RefSeq lists its product as uncharacterized. Lineage: Eukaryota; Fungi; Ascomycota; Sordariomycetes; Glomerellales; Glomerellaceae. Bases 32 to 217 code for a protein of 61 amino acids. The record is from RefSeq and is a predicted model, not a curated record. The transcript has a single exon.
CGUUCAUCUACACCUUUGAUAUUCAGGCUUCAUGUUCCCUCGACAAAAGUCAUCAUCUGUCACCUCGACCUUUCAACUGAUUCGACCUGAGACCAGAUUCAUCUACCCCAGCCUGAUGUCUCGACUCUUGACCGACCAGACGUCUGUUUCGCCCGUCCAGCCUCCCUCUUUGUGUUUUACUACCUGGACUGCGGCGCUACUGUACAUCUACCAGUAGGGCAGGCUUGGUGGAGAGAGUCAGGGGGCCAGUAUCCGCCCGCCCAUUUUAGAUUCCCACCCUCAUGUUCCUUUCAC